This is a messenger RNA of Ylistrum balloti, 4476 nucleotides long. RefSeq names its product FHF complex subunit HOOK-interacting protein 1B-like. The record is from RefSeq and is a predicted model, not a curated record. Lineage: Eukaryota; Metazoa; Mollusca; Bivalvia; Pectinida; Pectinidae. The transcript has 12 exons. Bases 106 to 3462 code for a protein of 1118 amino acids.
UCCUGCAAAGUGUGCGACAAUGUAGCUCUUUGGAGAUAUCUGAUCAAGUCAUUUUGACCUUAAAAAGAUGAAAUGUUAGAAUCAAUAUCAUUAUCUUGAUACACCAUGUCUUGGUUCAAGCGAGGAAAAGCAGACAGUAGGAAUACUGACCAUUUGAGCGACAAUGGCAGUACAUCUAGUGGACGAUCAAGAACAGACACGGAUCCGGAAACUUGCUUGGAGGUUUUCCAGAAUCACUGGACACAGGCUCAAAGUAUUAUCAUGGCAAGGGAAUCCAGCACCCUGAGUAAAAAUCAGGAGUCAUGCAGCUAUGAUGAUGUAGAAGCUGUUGUGAAAAACUUUGAGCAAAUGAUUAACUUGCUCGCCAGUGAAGAUGGUUUGGAUGAAAAUGGUCAAGGCAUGCCUGGGCCUAUCCUUCAUUUUCUCCUUGAGCAGAACAUUUUUGAAAAAUUUUGUACCUGGUGUCAAAACCAGCAGGAAUAUACAGAAAAGUUAAAGCUAGAACAGUUACGAAUGUUUGAGUUGUUAAUAGGACAAUCUCACCAGUUGUUGCUGAUCCACAAAGCUGUGAUAAACCCUAUCCUCCGACUUUUGUCAUCUUGUGUACAGGACACGAACUCACAAGUAAUUGAGAGUAGACUAGUACUGAUACUGCAUCAGAUAUGUGCUUCCAUCUCCCAGCAAACUGUUAUUUUAGAAAGUUUUUUCAAUGCUAAUGCUGACCAUGGUCCUGCCAAGUUUCUGAUUUUUUCACUUCUGAUUCCGUUCAUUCACCGUGAGGGAACCAUAGGACAACAGUCUAGAGAUUCUCUACUGUUGAUCAUGACACUGUCAUCUAAACACCCUCAUAUUGGGGAAUACAUCGAGAAAUAUUCUGACUUCUGUCCUGUACUGGCGACAGGAUUAAGUGGGCUGUACUCGUCACUACCACGUAAGAUACCAGUGCCUGCUGAGGACUGGUUCCAGAUUACACAAGAUGAUAUCAACCAAGUUCCAGGGAUCCAGAUGUUCUUGAACUCACUGGAGUUCUGUAAUGCUGUAGUACAGAUCUCUCACUCCAGUGUCAGUGAACAGCUGAUAGAAUAUAUAUACAAGGGUUUCCUGGUCCCUGUGAUGGGUCCAGCCCUGCAUCAGGACGUUUCAGGACUUCCACUCCCCCUCCUUGAUUCUCCAAUGUUUGCGAAUUCUCGGGAGGAGGUGAUCGCUGCUACGGCCUACCUGGAACUGUUUCUGAGGAAGAUUUCAGAGCCAGCACUUACUCGUGCUUUCCUCAAAUUCAUCCUCACAGAACAGAAUGAUGAGAUAGUUAUACUGGAAUCCCUGGUCACAAGGAUCAAUAGCAGCACAAAACUGUUGUGUGUGGUUUCCCUUUCCCUGUUUAAAACACUGGUUGAUAAGAACUGUGAAGAUGUCAUGUUCCAGCUGAUCCUCAGGUAUUUGAUUCCCUGCACUCACGUCAUGGUGAGUCAGCGGCGAGCUGUGAAAGAUGUAGAUCUGUAUGGCAAGAGUGCUGAGAAGUUCCUUUCCCUCCGUCCUAACUGUUGCGUACCAGAUCUAAGUGAAAGUCCAAAGGGCAGUAACUCUUCACCAACUGCAGACAGAGCUGCCUCGUCCAUUGAAACACCAAAGACUACCCUGUCCCCAGCGAGCUCCAAAGGCAGCAGGCUGGAGCACUAUGAAACUGACUACAACGAGUAUCUCCUAGAGGCACGAAAAUCACUAGAGAAUACAUGUAAGGCUUGUCGUAUCUGGGCAUACCCUUACGACGGGGACAAUCCCUCACCCACUGUGUUUACAGAUCUGGAUACACCAUCAUCGCCUGACAGUGUGUGUGAUGAUAGUAAACGUCCUAGUAUAGGUGAAUCAGUGUUAGAUAGUACAGUAGGUAACAACACAACACCCGGUGUACUAAUGUUGUCUCACGGUAAUGUGAAUUCAGCCGUGUUCAGUGAUGGCAGCACGCCAACUGGGCUUACCUCACCCAGUAUAAUCUCUAAAGGAUCUGCACUAGUUAACCGUGACUUUAGGUCAUAUUUAGCAUUGAUUGAUGUGACAUCUCCGGACGAGGAUAGUAAAAGGGCUCCAUUUUAUCAGUCUGAAGUGUCUGAAAUUUUGAGACAUUAUGAUUCAUCACGCUCUGACCGGUGGGGUGCAUCAGAUGAGGAGGACAUUUCUGAAUUUCUGUCCUAUUUGACACUAGAGGUGGGUACGCCACCAGAAUAUGAACAGGACAGGACAAUAGAAGAUAGUAUUCUGUCUCUGGACUCCGUUCUGACUGGUCUUUGUUCUGAGACAUCUGGUUCCAGUUUAUCUACCCAGCUAGAGGACACCAGUGGAAGUGAUAGUGUAUUCAGAAGUAGUGCAGGGUCACAACUUACUGAUAAUCAAAUUUUACAUACUCCAUCAAGUCAAAAUGAUGGUACAGCAUUUGAUGUGAUAGACUCCAAAGUGAUGCACGUUUCUGAAGAUGGUUCAGGCCGAUCAGAGGAGCAGACGUCCCCUGGUUAUCCUCAGGAUGCAACAAGCUUCGUAGAAAUCACUUUGUCCUCAUUCACAUCAGACACUAAUGUACACGAUUCUUUAUCAAAACUGACACGUACUAAUUCUUUGACAUCAGUGAAUACAAAAGAAAAUGGAUGUCGCUCUCCCACAAAAUCUGUGAGUUUCUCCCUCCCUAACCCUUCUAUGCAAAUGCCAACCUUGUCCUCAGGAAUUAUCCAAGUGCCUUCUUCAGACUCGCAUGGUAAGCCGACGGACACCUCACCUACCAUAGGACCGUUCCUGAGCAGUCUGUUUAGCAAACUGGAAGGAAUGAUGCAAAACAACCUCUCCAUCAACUUAGUGUUGACAGGGGUGAUAGCUCGUCUGGCAGCCUACCCUCAACCACUGCUGCGAUCCUUUCUCCUCAAUCAUAACCUUGUAUUCCAACCCACAGUCAAAUCUCUAGUCCAGGUCCUUACCUCAGUGCGUCAGAAGGUCGACAACUAUUCAUACACAAUUCCAAACUUUGAAGAUCUCCUUUUGCAAGCGAGGCAGAACUUGGCUAGUCGUGAGGAGAACUGGCGACUGGGACGAAACUACAGCUUUUUACCACAGAAUGUGGCCACAACUCCGACCACGCCCAAAACAUCACCUAUAAAUAACAUCAAUGUUCAGAUUAAAGAAAAGAAGAAGCUGAGCCUGACGGACUUGCUGUUUAGACGCUCCCCAGUGGGGACCAAACGACCCUUAGCAGCACCACGAAGAGGAGCUCCCCAGAUGGAGAUGGUGCCUGGCCGUGGAUACCGAUAUGUGCAUAGACAGAGAAUACCAGAACCAGUACCCACAAACCCAAUGGACUCUUCAAAGACACGAAAUAUUGUAUACUGUGCUCUCAUUCUUGAGGAAUUUGUGAAAGAAUUGGCUUCCUUUAGUCAAGAACAUUCUGUCUUGUUCAGAGACGAAGGUUAUCACAGCAAUUAAGUAGGUUUGUCUUUCAUGAGGGUUGAAAAUGAAUGCCACUUCAAUGUCAAAAUGUUUAUCUUUAAGUGAGAAAACCAUCAAAAACGUUUUAGUUUUGAUAUUUUUAUGUUAUGCAGAAAAUCGUGCAGUAAUUAAAGAGAUUUUGAUCAAGUCAUGUUGUAGUACAGAGAUCUAAAAUUUUGUACAAAGAAAUCAUGGUUGAAUAUUGAAAUAGAAGCAACAAAUAGCGCUAGUUUUAUAAUGUUUCUCGUAAUUGCAGGGCUUUCUAUAAAAGGAGAUUAUUUGCUAAUGUUCAGUGCUUCAUCAGAAAAAAACUAGUCAUAAAAUGGUAUUACAAUGUCAUCAUAUAUUGUAUCUCUCUUUUUCUAAAGCUGUUUGUUUGUUUUGUGAUUUUUCUACUAUCUGUAGUCCACACCCAUUUUAUUUGAAGUGAAUACCCAACGCCUCCACUCCAGUUACAGGUAGUGGGAAUUUGAGCUGCUGUAUGUGUGUGUUACUAUGUUUGUUUGCUGGUGUGUCCACAGUCUUAGUGUCACAAUCUAAUGUAAUGUUAAAGGUGUAUGCUACCUUUUAUAUUGUUCAAAGAUUUUAAGAAGAGUUUUCUUUCCUUUAUGAAUGUUUUCAAUCAGCUUGAGCCGUUAUUUCACCAUGGCUAUUUUGUUGCUUGAAAAUACAUUCUUGUUAAACUUUAAUAUCUCUCAAACAGUGGUUGACUUGUUACGCACUCUCAAAGAUUCCUAUUGCAGAUUUUUUUAUUUCUCAGAAAGCAGUGUAUAACACAAGUACCAUGAGGUAAUGAGUUUUAGUGAUUUGAUUUAUGUUAAGAGGAUUUCCAGGCAAUGCCAAUGCAGCUCUCACAUGCUUCCCUGCGAUAAUUUUCGGUAUGGCUUCCAACAGAUUGUAGCGUUCGAAAAUGUAAUUGUUGUGUUUAUCAAUUUUUUUAUUAUUAACUACUCUGGAGGAGAAGAUUUAUGGAUUCAUAUUUUGUCCUUUAUAUGAUUUCUACUUAGUCUG